This is a messenger RNA of Camelina sativa (false flax), 976 nucleotides long. RefSeq names its product nudix hydrolase 17, mitochondrial. Lineage: Eukaryota; Viridiplantae; Streptophyta; Magnoliopsida; Brassicales; Brassicaceae. Gene Ontology annotation, molecular function: pyrophosphatase activity. Gene Ontology annotation, cellular component: cytoplasm; nucleus. The record is from RefSeq and is a predicted model, not a curated record.
AAAAAUGGGUGUUGAGAAAAUGGUGUGUUUGGCUUCUCGCACGGGUCGUCAGUUUCAGAGAUACAACAAAGGUCGUCGUCAAGUCGUUGGAUGUGUUCCGUAUAGAUUCAAGCUAUCUAACGAUGGUAAAAUAAGUGACGAAGUAGAAGUUCUUGUCAUCUCUUCGCAAAAAGGUCACGCCUUGAUGUUCCCUAAGGGUGGUUGGGAGCUUGAUGAAUCUGUAGAAGAAGCUGCUUCAAGAGAAUGUCGUGAAGAAGCUGGAGUUCUUGGUAACAUUGAGCAUCAACUCGGAAAAUGGGAUUUUUUAAGCAAAAGCAGAGGAACAUACUAUGAAGGGCUAAUGUUCCCUAUGCUUGUUACAGAACAACUUGAGCUUUGGCCUGAACAACAUCUUAGGCAAAGAAUCUGGAUGAAUGUAACCGAAGCAAGAGAAGCUUGUAGAGAUUGGUGGAUGAAAGAAGCAUUAGAUGUUUUGGUUGAGAGACUCUCAUCACCAAUGAAUCAACCAAAGGAAGAGAAGACUAUCUCUAUCUCUAUUGAGACAAUGUGCUGAUGAAGUCAUCCAUGAUUGCUAAAAUUGCUGAUUUGUGAUGGGGAGUUUUAUAAAACUAAUGGAUCCUCUGUAGGUAUAAAAUAGAUGAGUUUCAACUAGUUAUUGAGACAGCUAAAAAUCGAUUCGAAAAUCAGAUACAGAGCAGGAAAAAAAAGAGAUGGUAGAGUUUUUUCUAGGUUAUGGUCCUCUGGAGCAACUUUUAACAUCAUUGUGAUUUAAGAAGUCUUGUGUGUUUGUGUUUAUAAUGUUUCUGCAAGAACUUCUUAAGGGUUUGAUUAAGUUAAGUAAGAGGGAAGAAGAAGAUAAUAUAAACUUAGAGUGCAAGCAAAAAACUGUACAAUUGUGUUUCCCUCUUGUUUAUGUUUCCUCUAUCUCUCUCCCUUUCUUGAAUUGGCAAUGGAGACAUUUUGGUUUCAACUUUCA